Molecule: messenger RNA, 1979 nt
Organism: Chaetomium strumarium
Lineage: Eukaryota; Fungi; Ascomycota; Sordariomycetes; Sordariales; Chaetomiaceae
Product: Nin one binding Zn-ribbon like-domain-containing protein
Exons: 5
Coding region: 317-1732 (471 amino acids)
Biological process (GO): maturation of SSU-rRNA; ribosomal small subunit biogenesis
Cellular component (GO): preribosome, small subunit precursor
Molecular function (GO): RNA endonuclease activity
Source: RefSeq, a predicted model, not a curated record
CCGGAGUUCUUGGGCGAAGCUCUGAACUCCCGGUCUUAGGGAAUCUGUAGUGUUCUCAGGUAGAACUCAGAAAGGGUGGGGUCGUACCAAGGGAUGCAGGUGGAGCUUUUAUCUCACCGCCCGCCAUGGAUCCAAAUUCUGCCCGUUAACCCCGCCUGAAUUUUUGGAAAUUACGGGAACGAGUGCCCUCCAACGUAGCCUGGGAGUCUGCCGACAGCGAGAUGAUUUUGUUCGUGUGUUAAACCGUCAAGGACCCGGAACGGGUUUGACUUUCUUCAAGCAAUUUACACUGAAAGUGAAUCUCUGAACUCUCGCUAUGGAGCAACCAGCUACGAAACCUCCUGCCCCAGCGCAGCCCGAGGGACCACACCCCGCCCCCGCCAUGCCAGACAAUAGGAACAGCACAGAGAGUGUGCCUACCCUGGCAUCAUCGUCGCAGACGACGUCACCUCCCAAGCCUGUCCAUUCCCUGGUUAUAGACGCAAACGCGAUUAUCAAGAACGACCCAACUCUGUCAACAUUGCUUGCCCAGGCCGAGGAGCUCUAUACCAUACCUGCUGUGAUUUCAGAGAUUCGCGAUGAGGCAACGAGAUCGCGAUUUCAGACGACCUUGUCUCCCUUUUUGAAACUGCGAAAUCCACGACCCGAGUCGGUUCAGUUCGUUACCGCCUUCGCACGGAAGACUGGGGACCUGCAGGUCCUGUCGAAGCCCGAUCUUCACCUUCUCGCCCUUACUUACGAUUUGGAACUGGAAAGGAAUGGUGGUGACUGGCGGCUAAGACGGGAACCGAACCAGAAAGGCGUGAACGGAAAGCCGCCCGGAAAGGAAGAGCCGAGCGCAGAUGGGUCAAGGGAAACGGAAACGGAGGGGAAUUUUGUUCCCGAUCCAUCGGCUACCAACCCCAACGUAACCGAGGGACAGGACAGUUCUGCACCGGAGGCUUUAGAGGAAGUUACUCCCCCGGUUGAAGAAGCCCCGGGGGGGUCGAUUGCCGACCAACUAUCAAGUUUGGACCUGAACGGUUCUGCGGCUCAGGGGACCAGUUCAUCAAUAGAAGAAGCGGGGGCGUCGGCGGAAGAAGAAGAUGAUGAUGGCGGGGGAGAGUGGAUAACGCCGAGCAACAUCAAAAAGUACCAGGCCAGAGAAAACGCGCUGGUGGCACCCCAACCAGUGCAGCUUGUGCUUCAGGCCGCGUUGAUCACUGCGGAUAUGGCGAUGCGAAACGUGGCCCUGAGAAUGAACCUCAACCUUCUGGACUCGGGAUUCUCUCGCAUUACUUUCCUCAAGACAUGGGUCCUGAGAUGCCACGGGUGUUUCAAGGUCUGCAAGGACACAUCAAAGCAGUUCUGUCCCGGUUGUGGCCAACCGACCUUGACCCGGGUCUCGUGCAGCACAGACGCGGCGGGAAAUUUCACGCUUCAUCUCAAGAAGAACUUCCAGUACAACAACCGGGGCAAUGUGUACAGCAUCCCGAAGCCUACCCACGGUUCAGCAAGCGGGAAGGGCCACAACGUCAAGGGAGGCGGCAAGAAUGGAUGGGGGAGGGAGUUGAUUUUCGCGGAGGACCAGAAAGAAUACCAGAAGAAAGUGGAGGAGGACCGCCGGACAAAGUACCGGGAUAUCAUGGAUCAAGACUAUCUGCCCAGCAUCCUAACCGGCUCGAGGCAUUCAGGCAGUGGGAAGGUCAAAAUCGGGGCCGGGCGCGACAUCAAUGCAAAGAGAAGGAGAUGAUGUAUGGAUCCCUGAGCUAUGCUUUUCCACAUUGAAAGGCUGGGGGAGAGAGGGGUGAAUCGGUCAGUCAAUAGAUCGUAUACCACUGGUAUACAUACAUAGUAUCGACGACGGAGCAAGUGUGUAAAGACCAAGUUAACGCCGGAUGUAAAAGCCCACCCAACCCAAGCCAACGCCGACAUGGCGUCUGCUCCACGCCUCGAGAUCUAAGCAACCCUUUCCACUGCCCUGCUCACACCAUUCGCAU